Staurois parvus is the source of this 462-nucleotide messenger RNA. NCBI's taxonomy places the organism in Eukaryota, Metazoa, Chordata, Amphibia, Anura, Ranidae. The record is from the annotation of a GenBank genome assembly.
GCAGAGCCGUGGAUAAGGGGGUACCACCAGUCCUCCUGUACUGGGCCCAGGCCAGCAGGGGGGCCCAGGCAGCUGGGUAAAUCAGGUGUGGGCAGGGAGGGAGAUUGGCACAGCGGGGGGAGGGGAGAAUUACUGGAACUGAUCCCCUGUAUGGCUCUCUACAGCAGAUGACAGCUGGUUGCUUCUCCUCUCCCUCCUGCUGGCUUUCAGCUGCUGCAGAGAGAGCCAUGCAGGGGAUCGAUUCCAGUAAUAGCCCCCCUGCAGCACCUAUCACCCUCGCUGCCCCCCUUUGUCCCCCCCCCCCCCCAAUGCUGCUUCCCUCCUCUCCUUUCCACUGGCAGCUGCAAGCACCCAAUAGGAUCCUUCAGGAUGGAGAGUGGGAGAAGGGUCUGAUAAAUAUGUCACAUUUACCAGCCCCUUCCUUUCCUGAAUGGACACAAUGAGUGAUCGGUACUGUUCAUU